AUGGCUCCGCGCAAGCAGCCCAAGAAGACAGUGGCGCCUGUCGCCACCCCUCUCAAGCGCUCUUCCGCCCAGAUGUCUGGGUCUCCCGAGUUGGAGUCACCUGCCACCCCUACUCCCUUCGGUCCUGCUUCCGUUGCGUCCACCUCUCGCCCUCGCACCGUGCGUCCCUACCGAUCACCUUCGGUUGAGGAUGCUCCAGAGGAGGAGGAGGAGGUCGCUGCUCAGUUGGCCGCCAAGGAGAUGCGUACGGCGCUGGGGUGGAAGCUUUCUGCGCGCCGCCCAGUUCCAGAGUCUGUUGGUCCCCUUCGCGCAGGCUCCCGCGACUGCUGCGUCAAGUGUUCGGUCACCUAUUACAACUAUCCUGGACAGAUCUGCUGGGUCCCUGUUGGCUUGGACAAGUGCGGCGACUGUCUCCAAGGAAACCACCGCUGCGUUCCGGUCGGUCCUGAUCAGAAGGAUGCCCUCACUGCCCUGCAGCUCAAGGCCGACGCCUAUUUGAACUGUUGCGCUGUGACGAGGACGCUGGGCUGGAAGAUGAUUCGGUCGCCACCCGAGCCUCGCACCCUGAAGGUCAAGAAUAAGGCCGUGACCCCAGAGAACUCACGGACAACCAGUGGAUCAGGGUUUGAUCCUGCAGAGCAAGCUGGUAAAGUCGCCGACGCGUUGGCGCCGAAUAGGAUACGAGAUCCUUAA
Molecule: messenger RNA, 693 nt
Organism: Pseudogymnoascus destructans
Lineage: Eukaryota; Fungi; Ascomycota; Leotiomycetes; Thelebolales; Thelebolaceae
Exons: 4
Coding region: 1-693 (230 amino acids)
Source: RefSeq, a predicted model, not a curated record